Durio zibethinus is the source of this 585-nucleotide messenger RNA. Lineage: Eukaryota; Viridiplantae; Streptophyta; Magnoliopsida; Malvales; Malvaceae. The record is from RefSeq and is a predicted model, not a curated record.
AUGCUAAAAUCAACAUUGGAGUAUAUUAAGUAUAUCAGACGGUUAGGUGAAACUUUGUUUCAGUUGCUAUCAGAGGCUCUUGGUCUCCAAGAAGACCACCUUGGCUCAAUCGGAUGUGCUAAAGGGUGUAGCAUUGUGUGCCACUACUAUCCAGCUUGCCCCCAACCGGAACUGACUUUGGGAGUAAGGAAGCAUGCAGAUCCAGGUAUACUGGCUCUGCUUCUGCAGAACGAAAUCAGCGGCCUCCAAGUCCUUCAUGAGGGACAAUGGUUUGAUGUUCAACCCAUUCGAGGAGGCUUAGUCGUGAAUAUCGGAGAUCUUCUUCAGAUUAUGUCAAAUGACAAGCUGAAGAGUGUCAAGCAUAGAGUAGCUGACAAUCAUGUUGGCCGUAGAAUUUCUGUGCCAUGCUUUUUUGAAGGACAUGCUACCUUUCUUGACAAGCCGUUCGGCCCAAUCAAAGAGUUGAUAUCAGAGGCAAAUCCUCCUCGAUACAAAGAAUUCCGGUUAAGGGAAUAUAUUGCCAGAUUUUUAUCUAGCUCACUUGAUCAGAACAAGGAUUCAAAUAGCAGUUUAAUCGCGAAAUAA